This is a messenger RNA of Suncus etruscus (white-toothed pygmy shrew), 483 nucleotides long. It is a transcript of the gene SMIM33, whose product is annotated as small integral membrane protein 33. Lineage: Eukaryota; Metazoa; Chordata; Mammalia; Eulipotyphla; Soricidae. Bases 1 to 483 code for a protein of 160 amino acids. The transcript has 2 exons. The record is from RefSeq and is a predicted model, not a curated record.
AUGCACCAGGUAGACUAUCCUCUGGGCUCCCGCUUCCCUGAACCCCGCAGGGGCCCCGCUUUCCACUGCCCGCCUUGCGGGUGCAAGCUCUUUCUCCAGCAGCCUUCCUGGAUUUCCCCACCUUUAAAUGGCUCCUUGGAGCAGGAGUCUCAGAAGCAGCUGACAGAGGUGCUAGGAGGGACCCUGGACUGCCCUCGUGAGGAUGGACUGGCAGUGCUCACUGCCAUUGUCGCUGUCUUUGUCCUGCUGGCGGUCUGUAUUGUGGUGGUGGUGCACUUUUGGCCGAAGCUGCAUCAUGGCUCAGCCACUCUGCCCACGGAACCUUCAGCCCCAAAGCCAGAGGGCGGCAUCUACCUCAUCCACUGGCGAGUGCUGGGCUUCCAGGACUGUCAUGAAACUAUCCGUCAGGGGCCCUCUGUUCCUGGUGCCUGUCAUGUGCUGGCAGGGCCCAGGCUCAGCCUUGAGGAAGUCACAUAUCUAUAA